AUGCUAAAAUAAGUGAAGUGUAAUGCAAUUACAGUAGAUCCAUUUGUAAAUCGCAAAUCGAUGACACCAAAUCCUCAUAAUAGAUCAAAGACUGAUAGAAUUAAGUAAUAAAAUCUUGUUUCUGAAAAAACAGCAGAUACAUUAACUUCAUCAAUCUCUACAUUGCUUCAUCCCUCAAUAACUGAGGUUAAGAAUUAAGGUGCCACUUCAUUAAAUGUAGAUAAAUAUUUAUACAAAUAUUUCACACCUUAUAGAAGAUUUUCAGAAAAAAAAAAUGGAAAUAAGAAAUUAUCUCCUUUAAAUGAUAAUAAUAUUCCAUGUAAAGUAUCUAGUGAAAUUGGAUCGUUUCGUAAUUCAGUGUAAAAUAUAGACAAUGAUUAAUUUUCUAUGAUUUAAUCAGGAACUUCAAAUAAAGAACAUUAAAAUCAGACAAAGAAAAUGUUUUGUAACUCUCAAUAAAAACUAAAAACUUUAAAUAUAAUAUAACAAAAGAAUAAAUCUAAUAAAAAAUAAGAAACUUCAAAUCAGUAAUUGGUUUACCUUAAUUAAGAAUAAGAACAAUUAGAAACUCUUUAGAAUGAAGAAAUUUUGAUUUAUCAUCCUUUCUAAGAAGAACCAAAAAAAUAAUCAUCAAUUUAGAACUAAUCAUAAAAUUCAAAAAAAUCAAUAGAAUCUGAUAAGGUAUAAGAUCAAGGCAUUUUAGAAUUAUAAAAGUUUGAUUCUGAAACAAUGGACUGUUAUGUAAAAUAAUUUCGAGUAUAAAUUAAAAAGACAAUAAUAUUAAAUUAAAAUUAGACAUCAAUCAUUAAAUAAUACUAAAAUUCAGGAAUUUAAGCAGAUAUUUAAGAAGAAAUAAAUUAAUAAAAUAAUUACUAUCAAUAAUAAGAAUUAGAGAAUAUAAAGUUUAAUUAGGCAAAGAGUGAAAUACUAAAACAAGAGUAAGGUGAAUCAAGACUCUCAAAUCUUAAUACUAAAAAAAGAAGAUUCUAAAUUAAAUUUUUAUUUCAUUUUCUGAUUGUGAUUUUAUUUAUCAUAUUUUAUUCUCUAAUAGUAUGA
This is a messenger RNA of Paramecium primaurelia, 1056 nucleotides long. Lineage: Eukaryota; Ciliophora; Oligohymenophorea; Peniculida; Parameciidae. The record is from the annotation of a GenBank genome assembly.